GGAACUGCGACGGUUGUUGAUUCAGGUAGGUCAGGCGCAGCCGCUCAAAGUAUAAACAGCGUCGACGACUUUCUCUUCCUUCCAUGUCGUCAAAAUGCGCGAGCUUUAUCAUCAAUGCGCAGGGGUCUCUGUCUGUCUCUGUCCUUUCUUUAGCUCCGCUUUAACUCUCGACCCGUCCUUGUUCGGGAGUCGACGCAUGCUUUCUCUCUCCUUUUUCGCUUCGCCUCCCUCUUUAUUCCGCGACACCCGCCAUUGAAGAAACCGCUUCGCCUACCCUGUCCUCCUCCUGCCAUUGAUCGAUCCAUCAGGUCCUAACUCACCUCGAGCGCCUCUUUGGAAGCUAAAUACUUCGUGGGUAUCUCUCUUUUGUCGUCGGGACGUUCUUGAUCUGCGGUAUUUGUUUGGUUAUUGGGGGUGUGUGCGUGAGAAAUGCUUGGGAUCGAGUAAAGCGCACCAACUCUUCGUGUUUUUUCGUCUUGCUGAGCUGACUGGUGGUUUUGUUGUAAGAUUCUGGAUUCAACUGCUGUUGAAAAAUCCUUCCUUGUUGGCAUAUUUGUCUUCUUGAUGGCUCCUACGUACUUUCCUCUUCGGUGGGAGAGCACCGGGGAUCAAUGGUGGUAUGCGGCCCCCAUAGAUUGGGCGGCUGCGAAUGGCCACUACGACCUGGUCCGCGAGCUCCUUAAGAUCGACAACAAUCACCUCAUCAAGCUCACGUCCCUCCGCCGGAUCCGGCGGCUCGAGACCGUGUGGGAUGACGAUGAGAAGUUCCACGACGUCGCCAAGUGCCGGUCUCAGGUCGCACGGAAGCUCUUUCAGGAGUGCGAGUCCAAGAGGGGCAAGAAGAAUUCCCUCCUCCGAGGCGGCUAUGGCGGGUGGCUCAUGUACACCGCCGCGUCGGCCGGAGACUUGGGUUUCGUCAAAGAACUGCUUGAGAGGGACCCUUUACUUGUUUUUGGAGAAGGAGAAUUUGGGGUCACUGAUGUGCUUUAUGCUGCUGCUAGGAGCAAGAGCUGUGAAGUGUUCAAGGUUGUUUUCGAUUUUGCGGUCUCACCGAGGCUUUCGACGGGGAAAGGUGGGGAAUUGGAGGAGCAUAUCGGGGAGAUUCCUUCGCUUUAUAGGUGGGAGAUGAUGAACAGGGCUGCUCAUGCGGCAGCUAGGGGAGGGAAUCUGAGGAUUCUGAAGGAGCUUUUGAGCAAUUGCUCUGAUGUUUUGGCUUAUAGAGAUGCUCAAGGAUCCACCAUCUUACAUGCAGCCGCGAGCAGAGGACAGGUUGAGGUAGUUAAGUACCUUACAGAAUCCUUUGACAUCGGCGGCUCCACAGACCAUCAAGGCAACACAGCCCUCAACAUUGCUGCUCUCAAGGGUCAAUUAGCCACAGUCCGAGCCCUGAUAUCUGCUUCACCCUCCUCUGCCUUCAUCCGAAAUGGUGCUGGAGAAACCUUCCUCCACAUGGCGAUUUCAGGGUUCCAGACUCCCGGCUUCCGAAGAUUAGACAGGCAGAUGGAGCUCAUGAAGCAAUUGGUACAUGGAAAGGCUUUGGAAGACAUCAUAAAUGCAAAGAACAAUGAUGGCCGAACUGCUCUUCACAUGGCGAUCAUCGGGAAUGUUCAUUCGGAACUGAUUGAGCUUCUGAUGACUGUCCGCUCAAUCGACGUGAAUGUACGAGAUGAAGAUGGCAUGACCGCACUCGAUCUACUCAAACAGCGGCCACAUUCUGUAUCAUCAGAUAUCUUGAUUAGACAAUUGAUUUCAGUUGGGGGAAUGUUUGGAGCUCAGGACUUCACGGCCCGAAAAGCCAUCGCUUCCCAUUUGAAGAUGCAAGUCAAUGGAAGCAGUCCAGGGACAUCCUUUAGAAUCGUCGAUAGCGAGAUAUUCUUGCAUACAGGCAUUGAGAAUGCAUUAGAUGCCAAAGAUCUGGCUAUCCCGGGAAUUGCUUCAUCUUCAUUCGACUCAACCAAUGAGAAUGAUAACUCGUUCAUUUGCAAGAAACCGGGCACUGCAAAUUCUGCUGCACAGCGGCUCAGAAAGGUUCUGUUGUGGCCUCGUAAUAGAGAAAAAAAUACCGAGAGAGGUAAAAGAUCGGGCGAGGCAGGAUCGGGUAACUGUAGCUCAGACGAAACUCCUGUCCCCCUUCGGCAGAGAUUCGCGAAGCCCUCUUCGCUUCCUAACCACAAGAGGACGCUCUCAGUGAGGAGCGAUAUUUCUAGCCCAUCCAACAGAAAGAAGUUGGCUUCGGGUUUAAGGCAAGGAGUUCUGCAGGCUGUGCCAAACCCGAAUCUUCCGCGUCGGUCUCGUUCGAGCUCGUUUUCAAAGUCACCAGUUUCGUCGCCCAAUUCAGUGAACAACUAUAAGCAGAAGGGUGUCUAUGUUGAACCUGAGGUUGCCGGGCCAUCAUGCUCCAAGGAAGAAGUCAUUACAGACGGAACUUCGAACCCGACGGACAAACGAGGCUCCUUCCGCAAGAAAUUUAGGGGCCAGUACUUCUGUUUCGGGGCUUCGAGCCUAUCUCCGAGAACACCGGUUAUAAGGAGACGGUGCCAGAAUCAGGCUUACAAGUGUCCUGUCCCUUCAGUGGCAUGAUCGAAAAGGGGACCAUGAGAUUCGAGUUCGCACCCGUGAAGACGGCCGCCGAUCUUCAGUCGCAACAGCGUGGGAGUGACUGCCUAUCAUGUAUCAGAUCCUUAUGUUCAUGUCUUCUUGAUGGGCUCUUGAAUCCCUUAAGCUGUUUAUUUUGUGCUAAGAAUGUUUGUGUAAUUUCCUGGUCAUCGUCCUAUGUAAUGUAAAAUCGCAUAAUGCUGUUGAACAUUGACU
Molecule: messenger RNA, 2811 nt
Organism: Rhodamnia argentea
Lineage: Eukaryota; Viridiplantae; Streptophyta; Magnoliopsida; Myrtales; Myrtaceae
Exons: 2
Coding region: 565-2580 (671 amino acids)
Molecular function (GO): protein binding
Source: RefSeq, a predicted model, not a curated record